This is a messenger RNA of Brenthis ino (lesser marbled fritillary), 1779 nucleotides long. The record is from the annotation of a GenBank genome assembly. NCBI's taxonomy places the organism in Eukaryota, Metazoa, Arthropoda, Insecta, Lepidoptera, Nymphalidae.
AUGGAUACACCAGUCUCUGCUUUUGCUAUAUACAAGUCUAAAAAGCAACAGAAUGAAAUAAAGAAAAAACAACGGAGAAAUAAAAAAAAUAAAUCUAAUAAACCGGUUUCACCAAAAGCUACUACUCAAGAUGUUAGUGAAGAUCUUAUGAAAGAAAUUGGACUGAAACUUAAACAAAAACAGAAGAAGUUAAAAGAAUCAAAAUAUAUUACAAAGAGAAAGUCACAUAAGAAAAAGAAAACGAAAAAUGGUAGCAAAAAAAUAAGUGUUUCGCCAAAAAUAUUAAAUGCCAGUAAUAAAUCCUCCGAAAGUGAUGAUAUUCCGGAACUAAUUUCAUCUACUUCUAAAACUAAAAAUAAAGAACAAUUUAAAUAUGAUGAUGAUAAGACCUCAUUACAUUCAAGCAAUGGCAGCUUUGAAUUUACUCCUGUCCAGACUGAUAGUACUGAAGAGGGCCUAAAGGUAUUUAAAUGGAUGAUAGCACCAUUUAGCCCUGAAGAUUUCCUAAAUCAAAUUUGGGAAAAGAAGCCGCUACAUAUUGCAAGAAAAAAGUCCCAUUAUUAUAAUGAUAUAAUUUCAACUCCAGCUAUAGAUACAAUGUUGAGAACAGAAAAUAUUCAAUUUACCAAAAAUAUUGAUAUCACUUCAUAUGUUGAUGGUAAAAGAGAAACUCAUAAUCCAGAAGGCAGAGCACACCCCCAUUUGGUAUGGGAUUUUUACUUAAAUGGUUGCAGUAUUAGAUUAUUAAAUCCACAAACAUACAUAUCUCGGCUACAUUUACUAAAUGCAACUCUGCAGGAAUUUUUUAACUGUUUUGUUGGGGCUAAUGCAUACCUUACCCCUCCAGAUAGUCAAGGAUUUGCACCACAUUAUGAUGAUAUUGAAGCAUUUAUAUUGCAAGCAGAAGGCAAGAAACAUUGGAGAAUUUAUAAACCUAGAGAUGUAAGUGAAGUCUUACCAAGAACUUCUUCAAAGAAUUUUUCAGAUGAUGAAAUUGGUGAGCCAAUUUUAGAAGUGACUUUAGAAGCUGGUGACAUGUUGUAUUUCCCUCGAGGAUAUAUACAUCAAGGAGUGACUAUAGAUGGAGAACAUUCCUUACAUGUUACCGUUAGUAUGUAUCAAAAGCAUGCAUGGGCAGAUUUAUUUGAAAAAAUGAUUCCUGCUGCAUUACAGAUUGCCAUAAAUGAAAAUAUUGAACUGAGGGAAGGUUUGCCAUUUGAUAUCUAUGAAAACUUUGGUCUAGUACACUCAGACUCAAAUACACCUCGAAAAACUGAAAUUGAAGAGGUUAUAAAGGGUCUUUUUGAUAAAAUUAAAGAUUAUUUACCAAUUGAUGAGGCUGUUGAUCAAAUGAGUAAGAAAUUCCAACAAGAUGCCUUACCUCCAGUUCUAAAUGACUUAGAGAAAGCAGUUACAGUUUAUGGAGAUACUGAUGUUAUGGUAGAAAAUGGAAGAGUAAGCAAUAGAGUAGAAAUAAGCUUAGACACAAAGAUAAGAUUGUUGCGUAAAAAUAUAUUACGGAUGGUUUCUGAGGAUCGCAUAAGAAUAUAUUAUUAUGCAGAGAACUCCUUAGAAUACCAUGGAAAUGAAUUACCAUUCUUAGAAAUUGAGGAAGACAUGGCUCCUGCUAUCGAAACAUUAAUUACUUCAUACCCAGAAUAUGUAUCAGUAGAAAACUUAGAUGUGCCAAGUGAAUCAGAGAAAUUACAAAUUGCAGAUGCUUUAUGGAGCCGAGGCCUAAUUAUGACUGAAUAUCCUUUAGAAAAUAUAGAUGAUGAU